GAUUUAGACAUUACAAAAUCAGACAGUCUCUUAGUGGCAGCGACAAGUGGAGGAAUUUCAGCAGAGAAAGCCCAGAAACUUGUAGAAAGAAUUAAAGAUAAGGAUGUUAAAGAUAAAUUGAAAGCGAGAACAGAAACAGCAUUAACUCAUGGGGCAUUUGGUGCACCCACUAUUUUAGUUCAUGUUGAUGGCAAAGCACAUAUGUUCUUUGGAUCUGAUAGGAUGCACUUGAUAGCGCAUUUAAUGGGAGAAAAGUAUGAAGGUCCUCUGAAUGAACUUUCAGCUCUGAAAUAGUGAACAAUUGAGUGGAUUCAACAGGAAUUCUGGCAUUACAGGGGCUAUGUCAUCCAAACCGUCAAGUUGUAUUGAGUGUGUACUGUAAACUCAUUAUUAAUUAUUUGCUUUUUUCACUAAUGAGUCAAAUCUGCUGUUAAAGCGAGGGAGUCGUCGCCUGCGCAUGCGUCAGAUGGCAAUAGCCAUCUACAAACAAAUUUCUA
Messenger RNA from Saccoglossus kowalevskii, 497 nucleotides. RefSeq names its product glutathione S-transferase kappa 1-like. NCBI's taxonomy places the organism in Eukaryota, Metazoa, Hemichordata, Enteropneusta, Harrimaniidae. The record is from RefSeq and is a predicted model, not a curated record. Gene Ontology annotation, molecular function: glutathione transferase activity; glutathione peroxidase activity. Gene Ontology annotation, cellular component: mitochondrion; peroxisome. Gene Ontology annotation, biological process: glutathione metabolic process.